UGCUCUUUGAGGGUGUCAGUGUCAGUAAAUCACACGCCCGUUGGGGGAGUUCCAGGCGUGCCUCCUGCCGGCAGGGCGGACCGCAGACCCCCCAGCCGUGGCGCGUGAGGCCUGCCGUUCCCUGCUUUUUCAGCUCGGCUGCCCUGGCCCCGUGGCUCCCAGCUCCGGCCACACUGAACGCCCGCUCCUCAGAGGGAACUCUCUGCACGGGGUCUCGCCUGUGCGGUCUCCUGUGCUGGGUGUCAGUCUGUGACCCGGCCGACCGCUGACCCUCGCGUGGCAACAACCCUUCCCUCCACGGGUCUCUGGCGCCGCCCACUCGGACUUUCCGGCUCUCCUUUCUUGCGGCAGAUUACUGUCCGCGAACCCGGCUCACUGAAGCUCCGUGAAAGCAAGAGCCCUUCCUGAUUUCCCCGCUUCAUCCCCAGAGCUUGGCCCAACGCCGGCACUUCACAGGCACCCGUUAAACACGUACUGACCUGACGGGGCAGGCGCAUCUUGUACUUCUAAGUAUCGGGAGCAAGUGCAGGUUCAUUUGAGGCUUUGGGAUUUUUACAGCGGUUUUUAAGAUAAACUGGAGAGCCUCAGCGUGUUAAAAGUUCUGCUUUCCUCUUGGAUACCACCAAGGUUGCCAGUCUGCCUUGCAUGUUAAGAAUUGCUAGGAUUUGAAUUCUUGGACUUCGUUUUAUUAACCUGAGUGCUGUAAAUCCUGCCUGAUUCAGCUAAAACUGGUUUAGUGAAGCCCUGAAUCCCUUUGUUAUUUGGAAUCUCAAAGAAAAUUAGCCAGCAGUAUGGUAAAGAAUUGCUCUUAAUUUAUUAUCUUUAAAACAUUUUCUUUUCUUCAGAAAAAUUUUUGAAAAAGCGUCUGGAGAGGAAUAAGAAAGAUGUCCGUAGACUCAAGUGUGCCAAUCCCGAGAACUUUUCUCCUCUGACUUUAAAGUCCCUGGAGAAAGGUUGCUAAUCGCCCCUUGGAGGUUGGCGGGCGACCGCGUCACUCAGGCCUCUUUUGCUCACCCGCAGGUGUGUGAGCAUCUGCUCCUUGGCCUUCAGCAUGGACAGCCUGUUCCUGUCCGCGUCCAGCAACACCGAGACUGUGCACAUCUUCAAACUCGAGACUGUGAAAGAAAAACCUCAGGAGGAGCCCACCACCUGGACCGGGUACUUCGGGAAAGUGCUCAUGGCGUCCACCAGCUACUUGCCCUCCCAAGUAACAGAAAUGUUCAACCAGGGCAGAGCCUUUGCCACGGUCCGCCUGCCUUUCUGUGGCCACAAGAACAUCUGCUCGCUGGCCACAAUUCAGAAGAUUCCCCGGCUACUGGUGGGAGCUUCCGACGGGUACUUGUACAUGUACAACCUGGACCCCCAGGAGGGAGGCGAGUGCACCCUGAUGAAGCAGCACAAGUUGGACGGCAGCAUGGAGACCACCAAUGAAAUCUUGGACUCGGCCUCUCACGACUGCCCCCUAGUGACGCAGACUUAUGGCACGGCUGUCGCCACAGCCUACGCCGACGAGCUGGGAGCCGCAGGCGGCGCGUGUCUGGAGGAGGAGGCCAGCGCUCUGCGGCUGGAGGAAGACAGCGAGCACCCCCCUAUGAUUCUUCGGACAGACUGACCUUGACCUGUGAACUCUGACCCCUGAAGCAGAGGACACUGGCUUGACAGAGGACUUUGUGUUAUGCUGCUAUGAACUUUGACCUGAGUUGGGGAGAGGACGGCAGAGACUUCAAAAGAAAAAAAAAAAAAAAGAUUGUAGCCGUAGUGUCAUUCCAUACUGUCGAGAAAUACAUUGUUUUCACUUCAGUGGCUUUUAAUCCCGCUUAGGAAUCUUAGCUUUUUGUUUGUUUUCUCUUUUUGCCAAAAUUAACUGUUCGGUGAAGCCCUUGAAACCUCCUUGCUUUGCAUGCAUUAAUGUGCCAAGCCAGCAGAGGAGAGGAGAGCUAGAAGCCACUUUAACGACACCCGCAGUUGUCUGGUUUUUAAAAUCUGUACAUAGUGAGGAGCGUCCUCGGGGGACGGCAGCAUCGCGCAGUGGUUGUGGGUGUCCAGGCGGACCUGCUCGGCGGGUCCAAGAGCCUUCUGUGGGCUCGCCAGGCUGGGGCGUCAGCCGUGGGGAGGAGUGCUCACUCCCCGGAGCCCCUCCCGGGCCCUUUUCCCCGUUUUAUUUUGUUAAUUAAAUUCUUUCCAGAUUGGAUUACUCUGGGAA
Messenger RNA from Panthera uncia (snow leopard), 2203 nucleotides. It is a transcript of the gene WIPI2, whose product is annotated as WD repeat domain, phosphoinositide interacting 2. The record is from RefSeq and is a predicted model, not a curated record. The transcript is spliced from 5 exons. Gene Ontology annotation, molecular function: phosphatidylinositol-3-phosphate binding; phosphatidylinositol-3,5-bisphosphate binding. Bases 1052 to 1612 code for a protein of 186 amino acids. Gene Ontology annotation, cellular component: extrinsic component of membrane; phagophore assembly site membrane; cytosol. Gene Ontology annotation, biological process: nucleophagy; protein lipidation; autophagy of mitochondrion. Lineage: Eukaryota; Metazoa; Chordata; Mammalia; Carnivora; Felidae.